Molecule: messenger RNA, 750 nt
Organism: Lachancea thermotolerans CBS 6340
Lineage: Eukaryota; Fungi; Ascomycota; Saccharomycetes; Saccharomycetales; Saccharomycetaceae
Gene: BNA7
Product: arylformamidase
Exons: 1
Coding region: 1-750 (249 amino acids)
Molecular function (GO): hydrolase activity
Source: RefSeq, a predicted model, not a curated record
AUGGCGAAAUUCGAGGAAACCGUCACCUUCUACAGAUCUCAACAGACAUCCCCUGUUCAUUGCGCAAUCGUCUUCAUCCAUGGCGGCGCUUGGAUCGAUAAGAACAAUACACCUCACGACUUUGACGAAUUCUCGCGGUGUCUGCUCGAUUUAGCUAAUGGGAACCCUUCUUUCUCUAUUUAUGCCAUUGAGUACCGUCUUUCUCCAGCAGUUAAACAUCCGGCUCACAUUUACGAUGUCAUUGAAAAUCUGGUGAAGCUAGUCGAACAAGAGGGGAUCGAGGAGCUCAAUCUAAUGGGACACUCAGUGGGCGCUACAUUGGUUUGGCAGGUGCUAAGUGGGAUCCCUGGUCUUGCUAACGCAGAAUCCUUCGCAUCUUCUGCAGAGCUGAAGCUCCUUAGGAAAUUGUUAAAAAAGUGCUAUCUAGUUGACGGCAUCUAUUCGCUUUCAAAGUUGCUAGAGGAGUAUCCUAGUUACGAUUACUUUGUUUCACAGGCUUUUGAACAAAUUGAAGACUACGAUGACCCCGAACAGUCUCAAGUGAUCAUCCCAUUAAAUGCUGAUAUUUAUGUAAUCCACUCGUAUCGUGACGAGCUGCUUUCUCCCCUGCAGAGCAACUACCUCUGCGCUACCUUACAGAAACUCAAACAACCAUUCCAAAGCUACUGGAGUGACUUCGGUGAACAUAAUGAGGUGUACUCUAACGCAAAGGUAGCGCAAUAUAUUCUACACACGAUGCAGAUGCAUUGA